AGCAAGCCGCGCCGACCUCAGUACAGCUUCGGCCGCUGUGCCGCCUGGCUCUGGUAUUCCUUGUUCUCGGCGGGUUGUAGGGGCUCUGCGCUCCGGCCGUUAGUCAUGUCGGAUUCUGGAAGUUACGGUCAGUCUGGGGGUGAGCAGCAAAGUUAUUCUUCCUACGGAAAUCAAAGCAAUCAAGGUUAUGGACAAGCAUCACAAAGCUAUUCUGGCUACGGGCAAACUACUGAUUCUUCAUAUGGACAGAACUAUGGCAGCUACUCCAGUUAUGGACAAAGCCAAUCAGGUUAUUCACAAUCCUACAGUGGUUAUGAGAAUCAAAAGCAGAGCUCCUAUGGCCAACAAUCGUACAAUAAUAACCAGGGACAGCAAAACACGGAAUCAUCAGGAGGCCAAAGUGGAAGAGCGCCUUCAUAUGACCAGUCAAACUAUGGUCAACAAGAUUCUUAUGACCAGCAGUCAGGCUAUAAUCCACAAGGUUCAUAUGAUGAGCAGUCAAAUUAUGAUCAGCAGCAUGAUUCCUAUAAUCAAAAUCAGUCCUACCAUUCACAAAGAGAAAAUUACAGCCACCACACACAAGAUGACCGUCGUGAUGUGAGUAGGUAUGGAGAAGAUAGAGGAUAUGGCGGGUCACAGGGAGGAGGUAGAGGGCGUGGGGGAUAUGACAAGGAUGGAAGAGGUCCUAUGACAGGAUCAAGUGGUGGUGACCGCGGUGGCUUCAAAAAUUUUGGUGGUCACAGGGAUUAUGGACCCAGACCAGAUGCUGAUUCAGAAUCUGAUAAUUCAGAUAACAACACAAUCUUUGUGCAAGGACUUGGGGAGGGUGUGUCUACAGAUCAAGUGGGGGAGUUCUUUAAACAGAUAGGAAUUAUUAAGACAAACAAGAAGACCGGAAAACCAAUGAUAAAUCUGUAUACAGACAAGGACACAGGGAAGCCAAAAGGGGAGGCAACAGUGUCGUUUGAUGACCCUCCUUCAGCUAAAGCAGCCAUUGACUGGUUUGACGGGAAAGAAUUCCAUGGCAACAUCAUUAAAGUGUCUUUUGCCACCAGAAGACCUGAAUUUAUGAGAGGAGGUGGAAGUGGAGGUGGGCGGCGAGGUCGUGGAGGAUAUAGAGGCCGUGGAGGCUUUCAGGGUAGAGGUGGAGACCCCAAAAGUGGGGACUGGGUUUGCCCUAAUCCGUCAUGUGGAAAUAUGAACUUUGCUCGAAGGAAUUCCUGCAAUCAGUGCAAUGAGCCCAGGCCUGAGGACUCUCGUCCCUCAGGAGGAGAUUUCCGGGGAAGAGGCUACGGUGGAGAGAGGGGCUACAGAGGUCGUGGGGGCAGAGGUGGAGACCGAGGCGGCUAUGGAGGAGACAGAAGUGGGGGUGGUUAUGGUGGAGACAGAGGUGGUGGCUAUGGUGGGGACCGAGGAGGUGGCUAUGGUGGGGACCGAGGAGGCUAUGGUGGGGACCGAGGAGGUGGCUAUGGUGGGGACCGAGAGGGCUACGGAGGGGACCGAGGAGGCUAUGGAGGAAACCGAGGAGGCUACGGUGGGGACCGAGGAGGCUACGGUGGGGACCGAGAGGGCUACGGAGGGGACCGAGGAGGCUACGGAGGAAACCGAGGAGGCUACGGAGGAGACCGAGGAGGCUACGGAGGAGACCGAGGAGGCUAUGGAGGAGACCGAGGAGGCUAUGGAGGGGACCGAAGUGGGGGGGGCUAUGGAGGAGACCGUGGUGGUGGCGGUGGCUAUGGUGGAGACCGAAGUGGAGGCUAUGACAGGGACAGGAGUGGAGGCUAUGGCGGGGACAGGAGUGGUGGCGGCUAUGGCGGAGAUCGAGGUGGCUAUGGAGGCAAAAUGGGAGGAAGAAACGACUACAGAAAUGAUCAGCGCAACCGACCAUACUGAUGACUGUUUUGAAUGUUCUUUUGUUUCUGGCAUGAUCCAUAGUGAAAUUGCCAGAGUUUUGCCUGCUGCUUUCCUCGUGGCCUCUUCUUAGGUAGUGAAAUUAAUUGACAUUUGGAAUUUUAUUUGGGUGGGAGGGCUGGGACAGUUUUUCUUUUAGAAAUGUCUGUUGAAAUUUCCCACUGUAGUUUCCAACUUUCUCCUUCCCAACCCCUAAAGCUAAGUGCGUUGUAAAAUAUUGCCAAAAUGGAAAGUGUUUUGUAAUACUGCAAUAAAGGCUGCUUGUUUUGUGGACUUUUGUA
Molecule: messenger RNA, 2192 nt
Organism: Hipposideros armiger (great roundleaf bat)
Lineage: Eukaryota; Metazoa; Chordata; Mammalia; Chiroptera; Hipposideridae
Gene: TAF15
Product: TATA-box binding protein associated factor 15
Exons: 16
Coding region: 106-1893 (595 amino acids)
Biological process (GO): regulation of DNA-templated transcription
Molecular function (GO): RNA binding
Source: RefSeq, a predicted model, not a curated record